Eutrema salsugineum is the source of this 1136-nucleotide messenger RNA. RefSeq lists its product as uncharacterized. Gene Ontology annotation, biological process: mRNA splicing, via spliceosome. The coding region runs from base 194 to 928 and encodes 244 amino acids. The transcript is spliced from 5 exons. Gene Ontology annotation, cellular component: U12-type spliceosomal complex. Lineage: Eukaryota; Viridiplantae; Streptophyta; Magnoliopsida; Brassicales; Brassicaceae. The record is from RefSeq and is a predicted model, not a curated record.
CCUUCAAAGUAUCUCACUCUCUCUCUCUCUCUCUCUCUCUCUCCUUCCACAUCCUCUUCCUUCCUCCCAUGGCGUCAAUCUCCCACUCUGACUCAACUACACUUCUGAUUUCGCCUUCUCCGGCGUCGAAAACCUGGAACUAGAUGUUUUAGCCGGAAAAUAGAAAAAAUCAGUUUCUUAUUCUUGAUUUUCGAUGGAAGUUCCACGCCGCUCUUUGGCUGCGUCUCUCUCUCCUCUCCGGCUAAUCGACGGACUCCCGCGUCGGAGGAGUUUUAAUUAUAAUCAGAUGCCUGAGGAGCCGAUCAAACUCACUGUUCUCAAGCUUGAUGGAUCUUCCUUUGGUCUUGAAGUGUUGAAAUCAGCCACAGUAGGGGAGCUCAAGAUGGCUGUAGAAGCUGCCUUCUCUCAUUUAACCAUCACAGGCCCUGGCAAGAUCUCAUGGCCGCAUGUCUGGGGACAAUUCUGCUUAUCCUAUGAAGAUCAAAAAUUGAUUAACGAGGCUGAGUACCUCAUUGAAUUGGGCAUUAAAGACGGAGAUCAGCUUCGAUUCAUUCGCCAUAUAUCAAACUACGGCAUCUUGCUGAUGAAGAAGAAGAGCAAGACACCUCGUGUUUCUUCUUUGAAACAACUUAAACUACCAUCUAGGUUCUCAAUCAAAAACGAAACCUGGAGAAAGAAGGGAAAAGAAGGUCAAGAAGACGGUGUAGACUCCAUCCCUCAGACACAACCAAGCUUUUUAGCGACUGUAUUGGGAGGUUGGCUCUCUUAUAACUCAACUACAACUCAACGAGGGACUAAACAAAGAACCGUGAGUGCUUCUACUUCGAGUCACCGCAGAGUUUUUAACAAACUCAUCGCAAGGUUUCGUUUCAAGUGUUAUUCAGAGAAAGAUGUUUGGAACAGAAAACAACUCAUCUCUGAAACUUGAAAAUAGACUGAUAAACAUUCUCAUUUGGUUUUUGUAGAGAUUUUGAUUUCUAGUCUCCAUGAUUAUAUAUAAACUUCGCUCUUGUGUGAGUGUGUGCGUGCAAAACGCGAAUAAGGCCUUGAUUGUUUGUGUUUGCGUUUAGUGUAUAUUUUCUUUUUAACCAUUUGUAACCAUUUGCAAUUUAAAAAAAACAAAAAGCCAAACGCCA